GUUGUGUUUUUCUGAAUGACGUUUACCUCAGGAAACGGUGAACUCGUGCCUCAGGGACUAAAUCAGACUGUAUUUCAGACUUAAACACUUUAACCGAGCCUGGUGGGGCCAGUAGCGGCCUUAUGAGGUCGUUGUGUCGGCGCUGAGCCUCGUGUACAGAGCGGUGGAUGCUGCUCUCUAUGAACUGAACAUUAGCUCGCUCCGCGGCUAGCUGCCUCUGAGCGGACGAUGCGGUUCAUUCAUUUGGGCUAACGCUAGCUUGGCAGCGGAAGUUCGUGCUCACCGGAGCAGCUCUGCUCUUCUUGCCUGCUUACUUUUUGCUGCUUCUCUGACUGACGGAAGGAAGUGUUAGUGUGACUGUCAGUGUGAAAUUAAGAGGUAACUGCGCUGUGGCAUCGGUCAGUCUGCAAAGUGAGUCAGGUUUGCUAACAUAACUUGUGCUGACGUUCAUUGUUAUGGAUCACGAACAUAAAGCGAAGGAAGUGGCUGACUGCUUGCUGAGCUACAAGAGAGAUGAGUCUGGGUGGAAAGUCUGCAAGAAAUCGAAUGAUGUGACUGUGUCAUGGCGUCCCUCGUCUGAGUUCCCGGGGAAUGUUUACAAGGGCGAGGGGAUCGUCAUUGGCAGUCCUGAGAAAGUGUGGGAAUGUCUGAAACCAGCACCCAAUGGGCUCCGAGUUAAAUGGGACAACAACGUCAAAAAGUUUGAGCUUCUGGAACAAAUCACAGAGGACAUCUCUAUCUGCCGAACAGUCACGCCCUCAGCAGCUAUGGGUAUCAUAGCUCCACGAGACUUUGUAGAUGUUAUUUUAGUUAAGCAAUACGAAGAUGGCACCAUUUCAUCAAAUGCUACCAAUGUGAGUCACCCCGGAUGUCCUCCCCAGUCUGGCUACGUGAGAGGAUUCAACCAUCCAUGUGGUUGCAUCUGCGUCCCCAUCUCAGGAGAACCCAACAAAACCCAGGUGUUCAGUUUCUUCCAGACAGACUUGGGUGGCUUCCUCCCUCGCUCAGUGGUCGACUCGUUCUUCCCCUCCAGCAUGACUGAGUUCUACAGCAACUUGGCCAAGUCGGUGAAAUCCCUCAAAGACCUUUGACACCAAGCGUUGAGAAUUCCCCAUCAAGCCUGAGACCCACUGACCACUCAGGCCACCAGAUGUUCAUUCCAUUUUAAACAGUCCAACAGCAGUCAGCACUCCGAGAUUAUCUAAGAUGCCAAAUAUCCAAUCAAAUGGAUCUAGUCCUCACUUUAUGUUAUGUAAUGUACAUUCCUUAAUUCCUGUGUUACUGCAGGAGGAGUCUAGUAAGUGUUUUAACAGUCAGCACUUAUAUUUGAAAAGUUCUCCCUUGAGAACAAGGGCUUACAUUUGACAGAUUUUUAAAUUGAAACUCCCUUUACAUUCCUAUCUGUGGGAUCAGUUUAGUUCCUCUAAUCUUAAAGCAAAUAGAUGUAAAAUAUGUUUGUAGAUGUGCUACAGGUACAUAAUACUUUCUACCAGAUAAUUGUGGCACCAGAUGUUUACUCUUCCGACUGCAUACUUCACUGUGUACUGUAAACAUGCAUGUUGCAUGGACCUUUUUGACCCUGUGCUGGUAUCAGAUUGCUGGUUUGUACUGACUCAUACCUCAUAUUUAGUUGUAUGUAUUGUGCUUGAAAUGACUUAGUUUUGCAGAUUUCUGGUCACCUGUAAACCAUGAAAAGCUGCCUCUAAAAUGUAGCUACACUAUAACACUAAAGCACAGAUGGGAUGCCAAAGGUAAUUUUUUUUUUUAAACAAUGGCAGAAAUGUGUCUUCCCUUUUUUUUAAUGGCAUGAUUUCUGUUGAACAUUUGCAUUUUUCCGUAUAUACAUACUUGUAUACUUGUAAGUAGUGGUUCUUCUGGCUAACUGGACUCACAAAACUGAUUGGCACCAAAUUAAUUAUCCAGUCCAGCUAUUACUGGGUCUUUCUUUUUAAUAAGGGAUUUGACGUAGGGGAAAUAAAUCCCAUCUAACAUGGAGAAAUACCAAUCAUAUUCAUGAUUCUAUAAGUCGAUAAAGCUAUUGUGGUAAACUGCUUGUAUCAAAUCAAAUAAUUUAGGAUGUAAAUAGUAAUAAUAAGCCGGUACUAUACAAGUUCACUAUCAUAGAUGUUCCUCCGUCAAAACAAAACUGUUCUAAUGCAUAUAUGUGAGCAGUUUCUUUGUACAUAUGUCAAUUAAAUUGGCAGACAGAGAGCAAAAGAGAAAGAUUUGUUUAAAAAAAAUAUUGUUAAGCACACUAUGAGUGUUGUAAUGCAGGAAAAUAAUGUCAGAAGAGACUGUUGUUUUUUUUUAAAAGAAUUAUUUAAAGUGUGUUUAUUGGAUCUAAGGUAUACAAAAGGAAAUACACCAAGGCUAACAAAAGAACUGCAAAAUGCAUUAUUUAUAAUGGUACUCCUUACAAAGGGAGGAAUGUCAUGUCCGUUGCUUUAGUCUUGAGGGAAGGGCUUGCUGUGUCGUCCGUCUUCUUACUCCAGUAAUACAGCUUGUUUUCUGGUGUUUGAGCAGAGCUGCAUGUGAGCUUGUGUGCAGUGCAGACUUGCAUAUGAGCUGUUUUAGGGCAGGGUAGGAUUGUUUUUAUGGGAAAAAGUUUCAUGUGUAACACUGAUACACAGAUCUGUUUUGUAGGGGUUUAAUCAAUGGCUGGAAAGGGUUUUUAAAUUGUCGUAUUAAACAGCUCACAACACAUUAGUACUUCACUGUGUCUGUUCAAACACCCUAUUCGUUGACGUUUUAGCAUCAACUGGGAUGAGGAUUGACAGGAGCUUCAUUCAGACUUUGCGUUUACAUGUGGAGACUCAAUGAGUCACUUGUCUUGUUAGGACAAUUUACAGUCUGCUUUUCAUGUGAGGCUACCUUACUGUCCACAUACUGUGGUUAAAAUAGUCCUGUAAAGGGAAAAAGUAAUAGAAAAUGUACCUUGGUAGUUUGAAGUGGGCAUUAUAAACAGUGUUUAGAUUUGGUGAGAUUAUGUCAGCAGUUUUGAAGUCUUGAAGACACAAGUAUGGUGAUAACUGAACAGAAGUCUCCUUACACUGAGCAUUUAAAUCAUGUUAAGUUUUUGAAUAAGACACAUUUUCGGGUUUAAAAUUCGUCUCUCGCUUAGACACUAAAAUCAAAGCUUAGAGCACUUAAACGACAAAUUCAAAAUCCAGUCUUUUUUAAUUGCUUUGAAACUAUUAAAAAGUUGGUCAUGUAAAUAAAAAAUAAAAAAUUUACUCGUAACUGUUAUAUCUGAACAGUGAGGCCAAUUUGGAUAACCAUGACCUGGAUGAAUGAGAACCUACACAAACAGGCCAAUUCCUUUGUUUGCUGUAGGCUGAAAACACUUGGGUUUGGCAUCAAACAAUGAAUAUAGACAAGAGAUCAACAUUUCAGCUUUUAGUUCAGGGUGUUUAUAUGUGGGUCUGAUACCCAACUUAGAAGUUAGUACCCUCUGUUUGUACAGAUAUUGCCUCAUAUUCAUCAUUUGAUGUCAAACCCAAAUGUGUUCAGUCCUUAUUUCAAAUGCAGGUUAUUUCAUAACUGUCAUGAUGUUUUUCACGUAUUUAAAAAAAACUAGAUACACAAAUGUACUCAAUUUACUCUUUAUACACUCAGCCCCCCCACCCCACCCUUUUUUUAACGUCUCAGUAGACAUUGUAGAAGCCUUCCCUUCAUUCCUUCAUCAUUAACGUUGAAGUGGACAGCUACCUAAAGACAACUUUUGGAUUUUCUCAUUGAAUUGAGUAAAUGCGGUCUAGUGCUUGGACAAUGUCAGCACUUUCUUAAGAACUCCCUCUGUAUGAAAUGAACAUGUUAGAGUUUGAAGAUGAUUUAAACCGAGAAAAGUUUGGUUAUUGAUUUGGUUUGUGUAGUGAACUGAUAGUGUAUCCACUUUCUCUGGAGCCUUUCCUGUUAUGCUAAGCCAUGCACAGUAGGCUGUUAUAUUUUUUUUAACCUAGUCUUUUGAGGAGUAUCGAGAUUCCUUUGAAAACUUUUUACCACAUUACCUGGAACAUGCUUUACCUCACAGUGUGUAGACGGUGAUUGUAAUGAACAACCUUAAAUACAUUCCACCAUUUUCAAGUUCCAACACGUGCUUGGUAUGCCAUUACUUACAUGUGGAUCUAAAGACAUUUUAUGUGUGUGCUGUAAAAAUGGACGGUAUUUGUUCAUGGGACAUUGCCUCAGUGUACAUACAGGUAGCUGCUGAAGGAGAAAAAACAUGCACAAUGUAGAAGAAAUACAUAGUUGAUAAAAACCAGCGAAGCACUUAGUUUUUUUGCUUUCGUGUACGUAGAUACUACUUUACUUCUUUUAACUUCGUGACCCGUUUGGAUUUGUUGGGUUUCUCUCUAAUGUGUUACUGUAUGCUCCUCACUAUACUAUGCGAAGUGCCCUGAGAUGAGAUGUUGUGAAUUGGAGCUGUAUAAAUAGUAUUGAAUGGACCCCAUUCCCACCUAGUAUUGAUACUUUCUGAUUCUGUUCUCUGGCUAAUCUGUUGUUAGUCGUCUGCUGUUAAGUUUUGUCACUAUCCCUCCUGCCUUUUUGUGAUCAAAAUCCCAAUAGUCAGAUGUGGCUUGUCAACAAACAUCUUACAGUAUGUCUCAGGUUAAAGGAAAUGAUGCUAGAUUCCCUGGAGACACCAAAACCAGGGUCACAUGACAUUAAUAGAACUGAAGGCAUCUGAAUGGUGCUUCAAUCGUCUAACUAAUGAGGCAGGCUCUAUUAAUGCUGUCAUCAGAGAAAUUUUAUUUUCACCAGGUUUCUGCUAAUUUCUUAAGAUGUUUCCUGCCAUUGUCACCACUAGAGGACCCUGUGUACUGUAGUCUGAACUGAUCAGACAGCAGGAAACUACUUGAUAGUGCUGAUCUAAUACAUUUUGUUUCAAAAUUGGCACUUUAUUUGUAAUAAAAAAAAUUUAAAAAAAAAGCCAAGUUCCAUCAGAUUCUGAACCAAAACAGAGCAGUGCAGCACCUCUCAGUUCAGUGUGGAUUUAACCUUUUAAUGCUCUGACCUCACUGAGCUUUGACCAACAGUUAUCUCAGUGUAUGCAGAAUGACACAGUUCUCAAAAAGCAUGUAAACUAUGGCAGAACCAGUCCUACUAAAAUCCUAUAUGUGUUGCAGCCUUUUUGUCAAGUACUGAGACUAAUUACUCUCAAAAAAUAUUGGGUUCUAUGAUAGAAAUUGAUACUUAUCCAAAGUUUCCUUAUGUGCAUUGUCUGAGCAACUUGUGGUCCAAUAACUAGUUCAGACAGUCUUUGUCUUCUGUGUUAGACUAGUUGCAUGUGCUGCACACUGACUGUUUUGGUUAAUUUAAUGUCUGGCACACAGAGUAUGUGUAAAAUGAUACGUGUCAAAUGUUUGUACUUUACUCCUGACCAAUUCCGUCUGAAUUCACAGAUGGGGGUUGCAGCACCAUUUUCAAUUUGGCUUUGGAAGAUAGUGGUAGGAGAUCAUGAUUUUAAAAAAAAACUUUAUGUGCAAAAUUACAGGCAUCUACUCCCAUUAGUUUGUUGAGUUAUGGCAUUUUCAAAUUUUAAUAAUUCAGGCCAAAAUGCCCUCCCCCCAAUCCUCGCCUGGAAUUUUUAGGUUUUAAAAUGCUUAUAUCCCUGCUUCUGGGUAUCACAGAGACUUGAAUUUUUUUCUCCAAGCUCCCUACAUGUUGGUGAUGUCCUAGAAACAACACACACACACUCAGGAGAAGUCUCUACAGGGUGACCCAAAAGUUUGGAAACAAAUGAAAAGUCUAUAAUCUAAAUAAUAUAAUGUUAUUUCAAUAAAUCAGUACCACAGAUAUAUUCAGAAGAGUAACAGAUUAGUGUAAAAAAAACAUAUUUCGACAUGUUCAUGCUUGUUUCUUAUACAAAGCUGUGAACGUUUCCACCAACUGGUUACACUGGUAUCUUCUGGAAUGUAUCUUCAGUCAUGCUUAUGAAGGUUCCUCAAACUGGCCAGUAAAUGUUGCCUCAUGGUACUUUUGGAUGUUUAAAAAAAUUAAAACUGUCAGAUACUUUACCAUCAAGAGUUUUGAAACCUGACACUGAUGGCCUGCAUUUUGAAGUUAUGCUCCAGCAUACCUGUACCUUAUGGUUCUAUUAAUUUUAUUCCGAAUUAUUGCACUAAGCAAAUACUAUGCUUUUAAGUUAUUUUAUUAUGUUAUAACAAAAAUGGGUAAAAUAAGAGUAAAUUCAUGCACCCCUAACUCAAAUAGACACUGCAGUUAAACUUUGUUUCCAAACUUUUGGGUCAUCCUGUACAGAGCAGGGGGGCUUGCCCAAAAUCUAUAUAUUAUUUGUAAAAAAAACCUCUCGCGAGUAGGGUUAAGGGUGUUAAAAAUACUAGAAAUCUUACAGAUUAAUGUCUUAGCACCAUUUAGUAUUGCUCUAGACCAGACCGGCUUGUAACUUAUACAGGGGGAGCCCUCGAGGCACAUUAUUUAAAGAGAUAUGGACUGCUGAACAUUGCCCCCCAUGAAAAGUGCCUAAUUUUCAAGGACCCUGAAGUCAAUGUAGCACAGGUGGUAGAGAUCUGCUAAUGUGCACAGAAACUCAUCUAUCCUCUUACUAUAGCCAUGCAAAGUCCCAACUUCUAGCCAUCACUGCAUCAUGCUCAAUUUUACCCUCAAACUGUGCCAUUUUUGGUAUUCUCGAAUCUGAACGUUACCUGUUAUGCAUAUAAAGUCUUCUUCGUCAAUCUUUAUUGUACUGAGACUACCUCGGACAGGUUUCCCAUGUCUUUCCUCAAACCUGUCUAGAUAUUCUUUUUUGUGGUGAAAACACACAUUAUCACUUUCCGUUAACUGCAGACCUGUCCUUCGUUGAAGUAGAUCUUUUCUGUCAAGGGACAUUUCUUUUAACAAUAUCAGACCAGAGUUUGCAGUGGGUUCCAGUAGUAAGGCAACUGUCCUGUAGGCCCAGCUUGGUGCCCGCAGAGCAUGCACAAAGUUCUGCCAUGUUCACACUUUUCACUAAUACAAAAAAGAUGUUAGGGAAGCACAGAAGAACUAUAAAUCUACAAUUAGUUUGUUCUAAUGCUAGUCUACAUUCUAUUGCCCAUCACCACAGACAAUUCAAGAAUCCAGCAUCAUGGUCAUCACUGGAACAUGUAUAUUAAUAGUCAGGCAUGUCAGUAACAUAAACUUUAAGUCCUUGGUACCAAGGUUCAGCCUUCCUCUUGCUUGUGAGCUUGAGCACAUCCAGAUCUGAAAAAACAAGUCUUUUUAAGACACAUACUCUAAUGGUAAAAAUGUUUGUGAUUUUUAUAUCAAUCAUAAAUAUUUCAUGUGGAAUGCCACAUGAUCUAUUAAAGCUGCUCCAAACCCAGAAAUAACAAACCCCAAGAAGUAAAUAUUUUGAGAGCAAUUUUAAACAUUUCUUUAAAGCAUACAUCAAUAGACAAUAUGAGAAAAUUUUUAUAAAUAGAUCACAUGCCCGGGAUCACAUGAAAGCUAUCUGCAGCAAAAUAUGGAAACAUGUAUGACAGUGUAUGAUCAAUACCCUUUGGUAUCAUUAGUGGAUUGUUAUGCACAAAGCCCCAAGUAUUUUCCAACAUAAUUACCAAACCAGUGGAUACACAUGUAUUUUCAUCUUAUUGUACAUAGUACCCUAUAGCGUAGAUUAAGAUUCGCCAGUAGCCAGUAAUGGCCGAGUUUGGGGGUAAAACUGAGCAUGAUGCAGUGAUGGCUAGAAGUUGGGACUUUGCAUGGCUAUAGUAAGAGGGUAGAUGAGUUUCUGUGCACAUUUGCAGAUCUCUACCACCUGUGCUACAUUGACUUCAGGGUCCUUGAAAAUUAGGCACUUUUCAUGGGGGGCAAUGUUCAGCAGUCCAUAUCUCUCUAAACAAUGUGCCUAGAGGGCUCCCCCUGUAUAAGUUAUAAGCCAGUCUGGUCUAGAGCAGUACUAAAUGGUGCUAAGGCAUUAAUCUGUAAGAUUUCUAGCAUUUUUAACAUCCUUAACCUUACUCGCGAGUGUUUUUUUUUACAAAUAAUUUAUACAUUUUGGGCAAGCCCCCCUGCUCUGUAGAGACUUCUCCUGAGUAUGUGUGUUGUUUCUAGGACAUCACCAACAUGUAGAGAGCUUGGAGAAAAAAAUUCAAGUCUCUGUGAUACCCAGAAGCAGAGAUAUAAGCAUUUUAAAACCUAAAAAUUCCAGGCGAGGAUUUGGGGGUAGGGCAUUUUGGCCUAAAUUAUUAAAUGCCAUAACUCAAAAAUUAUUGGGAGUAUAAGCCUGUAAUUUUGCACACAGCUUUUUUAUUAUCAUGAUCUUCCACCACCAGCACCCACAGUAAAAUUGAAGAUGGUGCUGCAACCACCUUCCUGAAUAUUUGGUGUUUUGGGAUGGAAUAAGCCUCCUGUUACUGAAAGCACAUUCUGCUGUUUUAUAUGCCUGUACCAGUCAAAACACAUAAACAAACGUUUUCUUCUACUUUUCUGUUCACGAAGUAAUUUUGUAUUUUCCUGUUGUCCAACACUGAUGUUUUUCUUUAGCAGUCAUGUCAGACGGACCAAGGUAUUUGAAGUCAUCUGCAAACUUGGAGAAUAAAACAUUACACGUGUUCACUUA
Messenger RNA from Acanthochromis polyacanthus (spiny chromis), 8563 nucleotides. RefSeq names its product StAR-related lipid transfer (START) domain containing 5 (gene stard5). Lineage: Eukaryota; Metazoa; Chordata; Actinopteri; Pomacentridae. Gene Ontology annotation, molecular function: lipid binding. The coding region runs from base 456 to 1091 and encodes 211 amino acids. The transcript has 6 exons. The record is from RefSeq and is a predicted model, not a curated record.